Messenger RNA from Theobroma umbraticum, 3154 nucleotides. Its product is annotated as ABC transporter A family member 7-like. Gene Ontology annotation, molecular function: ATP binding; ATP hydrolysis activity; lipid carrier activity. Lineage: Eukaryota; Viridiplantae; Streptophyta; Magnoliopsida; Malvales; Malvaceae. Gene Ontology annotation, biological process: lipid transport; transmembrane transport. The record is from RefSeq and is a predicted model, not a curated record. Gene Ontology annotation, cellular component: membrane; intracellular membrane-bounded organelle.
CAAAGGAGAUUGUUCUCUUUUUUUUGUAAGAAUUUUGAGACUUCUAUUUCAAUAAAACCAACACCAAGAAAAGCAAAAAAAAAAAAGAGAAAAAUAAAACUUCCAUCUUGGCGGGAAAGCUUAACGUAUUGUGUUGUAUCAAUGGCGGAUCAUCAUCCGACACUUGGUCCAUCCAGUUUCUGGGCUCAGGCAAACGCUCUUCUCAGAAAGAACCUAACUUUCCAGAAAAGGAACAUGGGGACAAAUAUUCGGCUGAUUUCCUUCCCACUUUUUUUCUGUAUACUGUUUGUUUUGUUGCAAGAAUUGGUGGACAGUCAACUAAACAAUGCGGAUAAUCGCUGUGGGUGUGCUUGUGUUGAAGCAAGCGGAAAUGGUCAAUGCCUGAGGAGAGAAUGUGGGUUACAGUACUCAACAAUGGAUCAAGCGUCGAGUUGUCCAAUUCCUAACCCUCCGGGAUGGCCUGCACUUUUACAAAUUCCAGGGCCAAACUAUCGUGCAGUGAGAACUGAUUUAGUUAUGUCUGCAGACCUGCCAAAUGAGUCUUGCAAAAGUACAGGGUCUUGUCCUGCAACUACAUUUUUCACGGGGAAUAAUCAAUCACUUGGAGAAAUUUUGACGGGGAGUAUGUUCUCAACUUCUUUCAAUAUAAAUUCCUCUGAUCUUUUAGGCAGUUUGGCCACUGAUGUCCUGGGUACAGAAACAUAUCCUGAGGGUUACAAUUAUAUUGAACCUGCUUUUGCUUCGGCUCUUCCCAUUUAUAAUGUUCAAAGCCAGUGCUCAUCGAACUCAACAUUUUCUAUUCUCAUCAAUCAACCAUCCAUAACAAGGGAAAUAGAGAUAAGAUGUGUACAAGGUUUAUACCUAUGGCGCAAUAGUUCUUCUGAGGUGAAUGCUGAGCUGUAUAAAGGUUACAGAAAAGGGAACCCAGAAGAGAAGAUAAAUGAGUUUGUUGCAGCAUAUGAUUUCUUGAACUCAGAUGGCAAUAAUUUUAAUAUGAGCGUCUGGUACAAUUCUACCUAUAAGAAUUACUCAGCUGGCAGUCCAAUGUCAUUGCUGCGGAUCCCCCGGUCUGUAAAUCUGGCAUCCAAUGCCUACCUUCAGUUUCUGCAAGGGGCUGGUACAAAAAUGCUAUUAGAGUUUGUGAAAGAAAUGCCAAAACCUGAAACUGAACUCAGGAUUGAUUUGUCAUCUCUUCUUGGAACACUCUUCUUUACUUGGGUUGUUUUACAACUAUUCCCUGUGGUGUUGACUUCACUAGUAUAUGAGAAACAACAGAAACUACGAGUCAUGAUGAAAAUGCACGGGCUUGGUGAUGGACCUUAUUGGAUGAUAUCUUAUGCUUAUUUUCUGGUCAUCUCUUCGCUGUACAUGCUAUGUUUUGUGAUAUUUGGCUCACUCAUAGGGUUGAAAUUCUUCACACUCAACGAUUAUAGUAUCCAGUUUGUAUUUUACUUCAUCUACGUAAACCUGCAAAUUUCCAUGGCUUUCCUUGUAGCUGCAAUGUUUACAAAUGUUAAGACUGCUUCAGUAAUUGGAUACAUAAUUGUCUUUGGAACGGGACUUUUAGGUGGCUUUCUCUUCCAGUCCUUCAUUGAGGAUGAAUCAUUCCCAAGAGGCUGGAUUAUCACAAUGGAGUUAUAUCCUGGAUUCUCUCUGUUUCGUGGAUUAUAUGAGUUUGGACAAUAUUCUUUCAGGGGAAAUUAUAUGGGGACAGAUGGGAUGCGGUGGGGGGAUUUGAGUGAUAGCACAAAUGGGAUGAGGGAGGUUUUGAUUAUCACUUUCACCGAGUGGUUGGUGGUGCUUUUGGUUGCUUAUUAUGUAGAUCAGGUUUCAUCUUCAGGUGCUGGGAAGAGUCCUCUAUUUUUCUUGCAAAACUUCCGGAGAAAGCCUUCAUCAUCUUUUCGGAGGCCUAGUUUGGAAGGGCUGGGAUCAAAAGUUUUUGUUCAGAUGGACAAACCUGAUGUUAAUCAGGAGAGGGAGAAGGUUGAGCAGUUGCUACUUGAACCAAGCACUAGUCAUCCCAUCAUUUGUGACAACCUUAAAAAGAUAUAUCCUGCAAGGGAUGGAAAUCCUGAGAAAUUUGCAGUAAGAGGAUUGUCUCUUGCUUUGCCUAGAGGGGAGUGCUUUGGCAUGCUGGGACCCAAUGGUGCUGGCAAGACUUCUUUAAUCAAUAUGAUGAUUGGGCUCACAAAACCAACCUCGGGGACAGCAUAUGUUCAGGGUCUGGAUAUACGGACUUAUAUGGAUACAAUCUAUACAAGCAUGGGUGUUUGCCCCCAGCAUGACCUGCUCUGGGAAACCCUAACAGGGAGGGAGCACUUGCUAUUUUAUGGCAGGUUGAAGAACCUCAGAGGUUCUGCGUUGAAUCAAGCAGUGGAAGAAUCUCUUAAGAGUGUCAACCUAUUCCAUGGAGGGGUUGCUGACAAACAAGCUGGGAAAUAUAGUGGAGGUAUGAAGAGGAGGCUCAGUGUUGCCAUUUCCCUAAUUGGGGAUCCCAAGGUUGUCUAUAUGGAUGAACCCAGUACCGGACUAGAUCCAGCUUCGAGAAACAGCUUGUGGAGUGUUGUGAAACGUGCAAAAAAAGACAGGGCAAUUAUUCUCACCACGCAUUCAAUGGAAGAGGCAGAGGUGUUAUGUGAUCGAUUAGGGAUUUUUGUAGAUGGCAGCUUGCAGUGCAUAGGAAAUCCUAAAGAGCUGAAGGCUAGAUACGGAGGAUCUUAUGUAUUUACCAUGACAACAUCCGCGAAUCAUGAGGAAGAAGUCGAGCAUAUGGUACGACAUCUCUCGCCAAGUGCUAACAAGAUAUACCAAAUAUCGGGAACGCAGAAGUUUGAGCUGCCAAAGCAAGAGGUGAGAAUUGCGGAUGUAUUCCAAGCAGUUGAGAAUGCAAAGAGCAGGUUCACAGUUUUCGCAUGGGGUUUGGCUGACACCACUCUUGAGGAUGUCUUCAUCAAGGUUGCUCGUGGGGCGCAGGCAGUCAAUAUAUUAUCAUGAUUCUCAGAUAUCUUCCUCUUAUAUAUAAACAAAUAAAUAACUUUUAGAUACAUAAAUCAGUCGUUUUUGUUUUUUAAUAGCAUUAAUUUAUUUCUCACUUAUAUUUAUUCUCUUCUUUCUAUAUAAAAGUGUCAAUUCCAAAAGUGUUAAAAUGUGAUUU